This is a messenger RNA of Symbiodinium natans, 1830 nucleotides long. The record is from the annotation of a GenBank genome assembly. Lineage: Eukaryota; Dinophyceae; Suessiales; Symbiodiniaceae.
AUGGCAAGGAAGGAGGCGGGCCUCCACCAGAUCCAGGGUUCAUCCCGCCUGUUUCGGGAGAUCUUUCAGGAGACCAGCAGUGGAGACUUCGGCAUCCACAUUAAGGGUGGUCCUUUGUUUCGAUGCCACACGCGUAUCUUGGACACUUCUGGCGGCUUUUGCGGCAAGAUCCGUCAGUUUGGCAAGCUCAUGAGCCGGAGCGCUGAUCACGAUGAGAUCCCGGCGCCCAGGGAGUAUUUCAAGGCCAUGGGCUAUACCCGCUUGCUGCAAGACCUGCAAUCCAUCCAGUUCUCACAGCCAAUCGACAGAUCUGUUCUAGCCGGCGGAAUCACUGCCACGAUCGCCGGGAAGCGCGACGAUGCGAUGAAGCCAGGCUUCUCGACGGCGCACUUCAUUGGCGGCACCAUCGGUACGAACAAGCGUGCCGAUCCCUUUUUCCUAGCGGAACGAUAUGAGAUCCAGUGCGAUUGUGAGCUUAUGGCAGAGCUGCUUCGUUUCAUCUACUGCGGUGAGAUGGCAUUCUUCCAAGAGAAGGCAGAUGACGACAAGGCCAAUGAGAUCUUGACCCAGAAGAUGUUGGCCAUUUGCUUUGAAGCCGAGCGCUUCUCUGUGGAUGCCCUUUACGAGAAUCUGCUGAACUGGUUCGGCAGGAGGAGCUUCUUCGUGGUCGGUGAGCUCAACUUCGCGGAUGCGUUCUACCAUCUGCAGCACUACGAGCAUCGCGCUACGGAGAAGCAUUCGCGAGAUGUCCUGAUCACAACGUUAGCUAGUGAGAUGGUUUCCACCCGAGAUCAGUUCCGGGCCGUCACGCGGGACCCUCGAUGGUGUUCUCUACCUGUGUACUUCGUAGAGACAAUCCUGAACUUCGAGCGCCUUCCCAUCGUCUCUGAGACAGAGAUUCUGAGCCUCAUCGAGCGAUGGAACGCGACAGCCGAUAAGGAGAAGUCAGACAUUGUUCGGCUGCUGUCAUGUUUCAGGCCAGGCCAGGAUUCGCGCGUUGCGAUGAAGAACUGGCUCUCUUUGAUGGGCUGGGUGGAUGAGUCAGGCAAUGUCGUGGCAAUUCCUGGGCUGGAGGGCCUGGAGCACGUUGUCAACGGCACUGCCACUAAAGGCAAACAACCCCGCAGCCUCAAGAAUGAGAUAGGGGACCUCACAGACUUCACGAAGGCGAUGAUCGAAAACAUUCAAUCCGAUCUUCAGCCAGAAGGCAAUGACGAAGAGGCCGACGCCACAUUCCUUCACUACCGCGGCACGAAGGUGCUCGCCCAAGGCUGCUCCUUCGACCUCGGGGCGGGGGAGCGCUUGCUGCAGGCCGAUGUCCUUCGCCACUCUGGCAUCAGUCGACUUCGUGUAGCGCUCUCUGAGCCCUCGUCUCUGCUGUGGAACCCGCAGCACGAAGUCUUCGUCGGCCUGUCCUACGGUGAAGGAAAGUACUUUGGCUUCCUCUGCAGUGCAACGGCUUUCUCCGGUAUCUUUUCUGUUCGAGCUCUGGCUUCUGCAGCGCCUGCUCCCUCGGCACCCGUGCAUCUCACGGGCUCUGGGAACAAGAUGGAAUUCGAUAUGGGUCUGGAGAUCGCGCUGCAUCGAGUGGACCUGGUUGUGACUUGCAAGAUGAGCGCCAUCUUCAAGAACGAGUGUUUGACACAGGAAGUGUUCCAGAUUUCCCAUGACACCUUGGUCCACGGACCUGGUCUCAGAUACCAGGUCGUCGGCACUGGGCUCGAGAGGGACAGAGUCCUCAUCAACUUGGCCUGGGUGAGCGGGGGCGGCCCUGCAUUGGACAAACAGGUCGAGUAUGGACCCAUCGGGUUCGUGGAUGGCGAGUACUAG